CAUUUUCAUUUGUGCUUCUUCUUACUAACAAAACUGACUGUCUGCUAGUGCAAAAAAGAAUUGUGUGAAUUGUGAAAAAAAUUUCAAAUAUAUUUUUAACAAUUAAAAGCGGUAUAUAAUUAAACAAAUUUGUGUUAAACAGUUAAAUCUUAAGCAGUAAAAUGUCGAAAGAGGAAACUAAGACCGAGGAAAUGGAAGCUAAUGAGGAAAACUCGAAUGAAACCAAUUCAGAGACGACAUCCUCUUCAGGGGAAAAAGAGGUAGAAUUUGAUAAUAAAAUGCAAGCGGAUCGUACCAAGCGUUUCGAUUUCUUGCUUAAACAAACAGAAAUUUUCACUCAUUUCAUGAGUAACAGCACAAAGAGUCCUACAAAACCCAAAGGUAGACCGAAAAAGUCCAAGGACAAAGAAAAGGAUAAGGAUUCGGGUGGCAAUGCAGACCAUCGUCAUCGCAAAACCGAACAGGAAGAAGAUGAAGAACUUUUGGCUGAAGAUACACAAAAUAAGGAAAUCUUUCGUUUUGAAAGUUCUCCCACUUACAUUAAGAAUGGUGAAAUGCGUGACUAUCAGAUACGUGGUUUAAAUUGGAUGAUUUCAUUGCAUGAAAAUGGUAUUAAUGGUAUUCUGGCCGAUGAAAUGGGUUUGGGUAAAACUCUACAAACUAUUUCCCUUUUGGGUUAUCUUAAGCAUUUCAAAAAUUCUGCUGGUCCCCAUAUUGUUAUUGUACCCAAAUCGACGCUCCAAAAUUGGGUUAAUGAAUUCCAAAAAUGGUGUCCCUCAUUGAGAGCUGUCUGUUUGAUAGGCGAUCAAGAUGCACGUAACACAUUCAUACGCGAUGUACUAUUACCCGGCGAAUGGGACGUUUGUGUUACUUCCUAUGAGAUGUGUAUACGUGAAAAGUCGGUAUUUAAGAAAUUCAAUUGGCGUUACAUGGUCAUCGAUGAGGCUCAUCGUAUUAAAAAUGAAAAAUCUAAAUUAUCAGAAAUUUUACGUGAAUUUAAGACAUCAAAUCGUUUGUUAAUCACCGGUACACCGUUACAAAAUAAUUUACAUGAAUUGUGGGCUUUAUUGAAUUUCUUGUUGCCGGACGUUUUCAAUUCAGCCGAAGAUUUUGAUGAAUGGUUCAAUACGAAUACAUGUUUGGGUGAUGAUGCUCUGAUUCAAAGAUUACAUGCCGUCUUGAAGCCAUUCUUAUUGAGACGUCUCAAGUCGGAAGUGGAAAAGCGUCUAAAGCCGAAAAAAGAAAUUAAAAUCUUUGUUGGUCUCUCGAAGAUGCAACGUGAAUGGUAUACAAAAGUUUUAAUGAAAGAUAUUGAUAUUGUCAAUGGAGCGGGCAAAGUAGAGAAGAUGCGCUUGCAAAAUAUUCUCAUGCAAUUGCGUAAAUGUACCAAUCACCCUUAUUUGUUUGAUGGUGCCGAGCCUGGUCCACCCUACACCACUGACACUCAUUUAGUGUAUAAUUCUGGUAAAAUGGUUAUUUUGGAUAAGCUAUUGCCUAAAUUGCAGGCUCAGGGUUCUAGAGUUUUGAUAUUCUCUCAAAUGACCAGAAUGUUGGAUAUUUUGGAAGAUUAUUGUUUGUGGCGUUCCUAUCAAUAUUGUCGUUUGGAUGGUCAAACGCCCCAUGAGGAUCGUAAUAGACAAAUUCAAGAAUAUAACAUGGAGAAUAGUACCAAAUUUGUUUUCAUGUUGUCUACCAGAGCUGGUGGUUUGGGUAUUAAUUUGGCUACAGCCGAUGUUGUUAUUAUCUAUGACUCCGAUUGGAACCCCCAGAUGGAUUUGCAAGCUAUGGAUCGUGCCCAUCGUAUUGGUCAAAAGAAACAAGUGCGUGUUUUCCGUUUCAUAACAGAAAAUACGGUAGAGGAGAAAAUUGUCGAAAGAGCUGAAGUUAAAUUGAGGCUUGAUAAGUUGGUUAUCCAACAGGGACGUUUGGCUUCCAAUACGGGCAAUCAAUUGAACAAGGAUGAAAUGUUAAACAUUAUACGUUUUGGUGCCAAUCAUGUAUUUGCCUCUAAAGAUUCUGAAUUGACUGACGAAGAUAUUGAUACCAUUCUGGAGAGAGGAGAAGCCAAGACGGCCGAAGAAAAGGCUAAACUUGAUAAUUUGGGUGAGAGUUCUUUGCGCACAUUUACCAUGGAUACACCCAACAAUGAUGGUGCCCCCUCUUCGGUGUAUCAGUUUGAGGGAGAAGAUUAUCGUGAAAAACAAAAAAUGAAUGCCUUGGGCAAUUGGAUUGAACCACCCAAGAGAGAACGUAAAGCCAAUUAUGCUGUUGAUGCCUAUUUCCGUGAAGCUUUACGUGUCUCCGAACCUAAAGCACCCAAGGCACCCAGACCACCCAAACAGCCUAUAGUGCAAGAUUUUCAAUUCUUUCCUCCUCGCCUGUUUGAGAUACUCGAUCAGGAAAUCUAUUAUUUCCGCAAAACGGUCGGCUACAAAGUGCCCAAAAAUCCUGAACUCGGUUCGGAAGCCUCUAAAGUGCAACGUGAAGAACAACGUAAAAUUGACGAGGCAGAACCUUUGUCCGAGGAGGAAUUGGCCGAAAAGGAAUCAUUACUUACACAAGGCUUCACCAACUGGACUAAACGUGAUUUCAAUCAAUUCAUUAAGGCUAAUGAGAAAUAUGGACGUGAUGAUAUUGAAAAUAUAGCUAAAGAUGUUGAGGGUAAAACACCCGAGGAGGUAAUUGAAUAUAAUGCAGUAUUUUGGGAAAGAUGUCAUGAAUUGCAAGAUAUUGAACGUAUUAUGGGACAAAUUGAAAGAGGAGAGGCGAAAAUACAACGACGUUUAUCCAUUAAGAAAGCAUUGGAUCAAAAGAUGUCUCGCUAUAGAGCACCAUUCCAUCAGUUGCGUUUACAGUAUGGUAAUAAUAAGGGUAAAAAUUAUACAGAAAUUGAAGAUAGAUUCUUAGUCUGCAUGUUGCAUAAAUUGGGCUUUGAUAAAGAAAAUGUUUAUGAGGAAUUACGAGCAGCUAUUAGAGCAUCACCACAAUUUCGUUUCGAUUGGUUUAUAAAAUCUCGUACUGCCUUGGAAUUGCAAAGACGUUGUAACACCUUAAUCACAUUGAUCGAAAGGGAGAAUCUCGAAUUGGAGGAAAAAGAACGUCAAGAGAAAAAGAAAAAGGCCACAAAGAAUACUAAUACACCGGCAACUACACCACAAGCUAAAACCAAUCAGAAACGUAAAUCUGAAGUGGCACCGAGUGAGAAGAAUGCCAAGAAAAAGAAGAAAUAAAUUUCAAUAUUAAACAACAUAAACAUAUUUAGUUAUACCGAAAAAAUAAAAUAAAACAAAACAACAAACUAUUUUUAUAAGUUAACAAUAGUGUUAUGAGAUUAAUUUUAUUUUAAUUUCUUUAAGUUUUAAAUUUAAACAAAAUGAAAACAAAAUCAUACCAAUAACAUUUCCUUAAUAUUUAAACGACAGACUAGACAGACAAAUAAUACACUUUUUGAAACAAUUAAACAAGCACUUCAUAAACAUGGCUAUUAAAUGGAAAAUAUUUUCAAUAGUCUUUAAUUAACAUCUAAUCUAAGCACAUGCAGACCGACGUCAUUUAAAACUCUAUAAUAUUUAUUUCCUAAAUGUAUUUUCUUUCUUUUUUUGCAAAUAUUUUGAUAAGUUCGGAAACUUUAGAAAUAUUGUUUUAUCUUGUUUUUAAAUCAUUUUUAUUAAACAUAUUUUGAAACAU
This is a messenger RNA of Lucilia cuprina (Australian sheep blowfly), 3687 nucleotides long. It is a transcript of the gene Iswi, whose product is annotated as chromatin-remodeling complex ATPase chain Iswi. Bases 162 to 3230 code for a protein of 1022 amino acids. NCBI's taxonomy places the organism in Eukaryota, Metazoa, Arthropoda, Insecta, Diptera, Calliphoridae. Gene Ontology annotation, biological process: nucleosome organization; regulation of transcription by RNA polymerase II. The transcript is spliced from 6 exons. Gene Ontology annotation, cellular component: chromatin; nucleus. Gene Ontology annotation, molecular function: ATP hydrolysis activity; ATP-dependent chromatin remodeler activity; DNA binding. The record is from RefSeq and is a predicted model, not a curated record.